Messenger RNA from Exophiala bonariae, 1056 nucleotides. RefSeq lists its product as uncharacterized. Gene Ontology annotation, biological process: regulation of signal transduction; regulation of dephosphorylation. Lineage: Eukaryota; Fungi; Ascomycota; Eurotiomycetes; Chaetothyriales; Herpotrichiellaceae. The transcript is spliced from 3 exons. Gene Ontology annotation, cellular component: cytosol. Bases 1 to 1056 code for a protein of 351 amino acids. The record is from RefSeq and is a predicted model, not a curated record. Gene Ontology annotation, molecular function: protein phosphatase 2A binding.
AUGGAAGCCUCCGACUGCUCUCUGAAAGAACUCUUCCAGCGCGCCAAAUCCCAAGAAGCUGAGCUUGAUCAACUGGAGCCACAGACCGAGGCUUUCAAAGCGCGUUUGCAAGCCCUUACCGACAGCUUCGAGCAAUGUCGACAGCUGAUCCAAAAGUUGUCGCUCUUCAGCAGUAAUGAGGAACUGGAGGACAUAUCCACAAACGACAUCCAGUAUCUCACGGUGGAUUACACGCUUGCGGAGCUGAAGAAUCGAUCAUACGGUGACGACAGACUUACGGCUUUGAAAAAGUCAUCAGAGCUUUUGGAAAGCUUCCUCACGAAUGUCGAUCACUACGGAUUAUUGACUUCGACGGAUCGAAAACUUUACCAAAGGUUCUUGGAGUCACGAACUUCUUUCCGAGUCCUAUCUUCGAACAACCCGGAGGAGAAGCGGAAGAUCAAGAUUGGACGUUUUCAGGAAGAAAAGGCGCUGAAACAGAAACUCGAGUAUCUCCGAAAAGAGUCUCGAAAAUCAGACAUCGACGAAGAGACGAUCCGAGACUUGUACCUAGCGGAGGUCUCGCUUGCAGUCAAUCGGACAUUUUCUUCUCUUGAUAGCAUCACCCAGGAGCUGGAGAUUCUUUCGCAUAUGCGCCAAGCAGCGCCGGUCAAUCCUGGUCCCACUCCAGACUCCAGAGAGGCUGCUCGGUCAACAGAAUAUUCCGACAGACUUGAUGGUCCAAAUACACUCUCAGGACUUGGUCGUCGAGGUGGCCCUCUUCUAAGCCCCACUGGCAAACCACUUCAGCCUUUCACCAUUGUCGGCAAGCGAACCGAGCUUCAACAAGGGGUUUUCAAGCCAGGCCACAAUUUACCCACCAUGAGUAUUGAUGAGUACCUAGAAGAAGAGCGAAGACGUGGGGGCAUCAUCGAAGGCACUGGUGAUGAGCCUAAGCCCGCACCAGACGAGGAUGAUAUGGCAGAGGUUGAUGCUGCGACGAGGAAGGCUAGGGAAUGGGAUGAAUUCGUGGAGGCCAAUCCGAAGGGCGCUGGAAACUCCAUGAACAGAGGGUGA